AUGGGAUUCUUCAGAGAUAGAUUUAAGGAGAAAUACGGGGAAAGACCAUCGUUGUGCUGUGAAGGUUUUAAAACUCUCUCUGGUGCCGAUAAGGAGUUUCUGGUUGAGCCGUCCUCGUUAUCGGAAAUCAAGGAGGCAGUCAAUGAUUGUGGGAGUGAUAAAGCUCCUGGGCCAGACGGGAUAAACUUAAAAUUCAUAAAAACACUUCUAGGAGCUAUUCGAGGUUCGUCGUUUAUUACGUUGGUCCCUAAAAGGAAUGACCCGGUGGAGCUGAAAAAUUACAGACCAAUUAAUCUUAUCGGAAUUAUUAGUAAAAUGGUUUCCAAAGUUCUGGCUAACAGGUUGAAAAAGGUGAUAGGAACGGUGAUUUCCGAGUCUCAGACAGCCUUCGUUAAAGAUUUAAGAAAAAAGGUGUUCUUUUUUAAAAUUGAUUUCGAGAAGGCGUUUGACAACGUUAAUUGGAAUUUCCUCAUCUCCAUAAUGGUUCAAAUGGGGUUCCCUUCGAGGUGGUGCAAUUGGAUUAAAGGGGUCCUUGAGUUAGCCAGCUCGUCCGGUCUGGUUAAUGGGCCCCCUACUUUUGAGUUCCAAUGCUCAAAAGGAUUAAGGCAAGGAGACCGUAUCUCGCCAUUUCUCUUCAUAUUGGUCAUGGAGGCUUUCUCAUGUAUGAUCGAAAAGGCUCGGAGGGAAGGAGCUAUUUCGGGAAUAGAUUCGGCUGCCCUCAAGGAUAUGGCUGCUACGGUGGGGUGUCAAGCUGGUAGCUUCCCAUUCAAGUACCUUGGGUUGUUAGUUGGUGCUAAUAUGAACCGGAUAGUAAACUGGAAGCCAGUCAUCAAUAUUUUUUAUUGUAGGUUGGCUAAAUGGAAAACUUCGUUACUCUCAAUCGGGGGUGGAAUUACCCUUAUCAAAUCAGUCCUCGAAUGCCUUCCCAACUAUUAUUUCUCGUUAUAUAAGGCCCCGAACCAAGUGAUAAAAAUUCUUGAGGCUAAAAUAAGAGGUUUCCUAUGGGGUGGUGAUAACACGAUGAAGAAACUUCUUUGGGUCGCGUGGGACCGAGUUACGCGUCCUAAAAACUGUGGUGGGCUUAGGCUUAGCAAGUUGAAAAGUAUUAAUACUUCGAUGUUGGCUAAGUGGGGAUGGAUGUUCUUGGAGGACAAAAGGAGGUUGUGGGUUGAAGUGAUCGAAUCCAUCCAUAUCACAAGGAAUAGCUGGGAUUUCCUCCUGGUUAGAAAGAUGGUUAGUGGCGUUUGGUGCAACAUCGUUCAGGUCUUAACAAAAACAACAGUUGACGGUGUUCCUCUUAGAAAUUAA
Helianthus annuus (common sunflower) is the source of this 1308-nucleotide messenger RNA. RefSeq lists its product as uncharacterized. Bases 1 to 1308 code for a protein of 435 amino acids. Lineage: Eukaryota; Viridiplantae; Streptophyta; Magnoliopsida; Asterales; Asteraceae. The transcript has 4 exons. The record is from RefSeq and is a predicted model, not a curated record.